AUGGCCGAUUCCACCGAGUCCCGGCCGGUCGCCCGGUCCACCAAACCUGUCAGUGAAGCUCUUCUUAAUGAGAAGUGGGACCGCGCCAUCUCCUCCAUGAUCAUCAAGUCCUCGCUGGGCCUUUCGUUCGGUGUUGUUUUCUCGGUGCUUUUAUUCAAGCGGAGGGCCUGGCCCGCGUGGGUUGGCCUCGGGUUCGGCGCUGGCCGUGCUUGGGAGGAGGCAGACACUUCCUUCCGUCGAGGUGACUCGCCCGUCCGCGACGCGCUGCGCAGGUAG
Penicillium lagena is the source of this 276-nucleotide messenger RNA. RefSeq names its product MICOS complex subunit MIC10. The transcript is spliced from 3 exons. The coding region runs from base 1 to 276 and encodes 91 amino acids. Gene Ontology annotation, cellular component: mitochondrial inner membrane; mitochondrion; MICOS complex. The record is from RefSeq and is a predicted model, not a curated record. NCBI's taxonomy places the organism in Eukaryota, Fungi, Ascomycota, Eurotiomycetes, Eurotiales, Aspergillaceae.